AUGGCGCCAUCAACUAUAGUUGAAGACAGGCUGCAGUCGGGACACCGGCUAUCGCAUCCUCCACCCGGAGACGAGGUCUUCAUCACAGGCGUGUCGGGAUACUUCCCCGACUCGGACUCCGUCAUACACCUGCAGGAAAACCUUUUUAAUAAAGUAGAUUUAGUCAGCAAUGAUGGUCGUCGUUGGAAGCUGGUUCACCCUGAAAUCCCGCAUCGUACAGGCAAGAUCAACAACCUCAAUAAAUUUGAUGCGUCCUUCUUUGGUGUGCACUACAAACAGGCUCACACAAUGGAUCCCAUGUGCAGAAUUAUGUUGGAAAAGGCUUAUGAAGCUGUCAUUGAUGCUGGAAUGAACCCCAAAGAACUCCGCAAUACUAAGGUCGGUGUAUUUAUUGGAGCUUGCUUCUCAGAAUCUGAAAAAUCAUGGUUCUAUGAGAAGAUGCAGAUAAACCAUUACGGCAUAACUGGAUGUUCCCGUGCCAUGUUGGCGAACCGUGUCUCCUACUGGUUGGGAGUGACUGGUCCCUCAUACACUAUAGACACUGCCUGCUCCAGUUCUUUUUAUGCACUAGUACAUGCUUAUAGGGCUAUCCGCGAUGGCCACUGUGAUGCUGCCAUCGUUGGAGGGAACAACUUGUGUCUCCAUCCCUAUGUGUCCUUACAGUUUGCUAGAUUGGGAGUAUUGUCACCUGACGGUGCUUGCAAGAGUUUUGACAACAGUGCCAAUGGCUACGCUCGUUCUGAGGCGAUUGUGGUCGUCUUUUUGCAGAGAGCUAAGGAUUCUAGACGUGUUUAUGCUCAGAUGAUUCAUGGCAAGACCAAUUGUGAUGGUUACAAAGAACAAGGUAUUUCGUACCCUGCUAGUAUUGUUCAGAAGCUACUGUUAAAAGAGUUCUACGAAGAGUGCGCCAUCUCACCGUCCGUCUUGGAAUACCUGGAGGCUCACGGCACAGGUACCAGGGUCGGAGAUCCUCAAGAGUUGCAGGCCAUUGAUGAAAUUUUAUGCACCGGUCGGAAUGAACCUUUAUUGAUCGGUUCCAUUAAGUCCAAUUUGGGACACAGUGAACCUGCCUCCGGGCUCUGUUCUAUUGCUAAAAUGUGCAUUGCUUACAACACUGGCUACAUUCCUCCAAAUAUUCACUUCAAAACACCUCGCGAAGGAGUAGCACCUCUGGUUGAAAAAAGGGUCUCAGUCGUAACAGAAAAGACUUCUUGGGGCAGGGGCAUGUCAGGAGUCAACAGUUUUGGGUUUGGAGGAGCCAACGCUCACGCUCUGUUAAAAGAUGUCGCUAGAGCAAAGGUCAACAAUGGCAUUCCAUCAGACGACCUUCCCCGUCUCGCCUGCGUAUCAGGUCGUUCGAAGUCAGCAGUAGCCAGGAUCCUUGAUGACUUGGAGUCCAGGACAGUAGAUGUUGAUCUGAUCCGUCUGGUACACGCUAUUCAUGCUGACGAUAUAGCAGGGCAUAAUUAUAGAGGAUACACACUACUAAGUUCGACUCCCAGGAAAAGUGUGUCUCUAGCGCGUGAGAUCCAGUAUUUCUCAGGAGUGCGUCGUCCAGUAUGGUUCGUGUACUCGGGUAUAGGCUCCCAGUGGGCCGGUAUGGCCAAGCAGCUCAUGAGGAUCUCCGUCUUUUCUGCUGCUAUUGAGAAGUGCCACAAAGCUCUUGAACCUAAAGGCCUCAACCUGACGAAGAUUAUCACUGAGAAUGACCCUAAGAUCUACGACAACAUCCUUAACUCCUUCAUUGGUAUCGCUGCUGUACAGAUCGGUCUCACUGAUGUCUUGAAGACUAUUGGCAUUGAACCUGAUUACAUCAUUGGUGACAGUGUCGGAGAACUCGUUUGCGCAUACGUCGAAGGCUGUUUAAUUGCAGAGGAUACCAUCUUAACCGCUUACCGCCAGGGCUUGGAUUACAAUAAGAAACCUUUCACAGCUGCCAUCGGCGUUGAACAGGUUGUCAAAAAUUUCAAACGACGUUCCGACAAUUGGGUAUCUACUCCACUACUGCAGGGUCAAUGUAAAAAUCCGAAAGCUUCUACUAAAUGUCAGAAAAAUGGUCAUGAGCAGAGUCCAGUGUUAUUUGAGAAGACAGUUCGUCUGAUCCACACUAACGCGAUCACCAUCGAGAUCGCCCCCCACGGUCUGCUGCAAGCUAUCCUGCGCAAGUCUCUGAAGAAGGACGUCAUCAACGUUGCUUUGACACAGAAAGACCACCCGGACAAUAUCCAGGUUCUGUUUACUGCUAUUGGAAAACUAUACGAGUCAGGUCUGAACCCACAUCUAGCCAACGUCUACCCACAUGUACCAUUCCCCGUGUCACAGGGUACGCCUAUGCUUGCCCACCUCGUUGAAUGGGAACAUAGUGAGAACUGGUUUGUGACAUCAUACAAUGAUCUUGACAAAAUGAAUGUUGGUGAGAGGACGGUUUGGAAGUCAAUUGAGGAUGACGAAUCCGAGUUCCUGACUGGUCAUGUCGUUGAUGGUCGCAACUUAUAUCCUGCCACCGGCUAUCUAUUCUUGGUGUGGGAGACCCUCGGUAUGAUGAUGGGAGAACCUUUUACGGAAAUAUCAGUAGUCUUCGAGAACGUGCGCUUCCAGAGAGCUACCAACAUUCCUAAAGAAGGAAGCCUGGAGUUUACCAUCACAAUCCACAAAAAAAGUGGCAACUUUGAGAUCUCCGAAAGUGGCGUUCCUAUCGUGAUCGGUCGUAUCUAUGCCAAGAAGAACGUCAGUCAAGAUUUCAGGGUACUCCCGCACUUGCCGGAAGUUAAACGUCCUGCUUUCAAACACUUGCUGACUAAAGAUUUCUACAAAGAACUGCGUCUUAGAGGAUAUCAAUACAGCGGCCUUUUCCGUGGCAUCCUCGGUUGCAACGUUGACUCUACCCGCGGUCGUAUCGCUUGGGACAACAACUGGGUUACAUUCAUGGACUGCAUGAUGCAGAUGAUGAUCAUAGGCCAAGACACCAGAGGUCUCUCUGUACCCACUAGGAUUGACAAACUCUCCAUCGAUGCUUCUAUGCACUGUAAUGCAAUAUCAAAAAUGAAUCCGGACUCGAAGAGAAAGUCUUUUGAGGUCCGUGUAUACCCAGAUGUCAACGUUGUCAGGGCUGGUGGUAUCGAAAUACGGGGUCUUCAUGCUACACCCAUUACCAAAAGGCAACCUCUUGGCAUACCCGUACUUCAGAAAUACAAGUUUAUUCCCAACUUUGGAAAAUCUAAGAUGAAGAUUGAAGAUAUUCUUCGUGCGAACGUCCAGCUGGUUUUGGAGAAUAUUCAAAUACACAAAGUCAAAUGUAUUGAGUUAGUCGACGAAGAACACAAGAAGAACGAUCUAAAGCCUAUCUUAGAACACGUUGGACACAUGCUAGGAGAUUUGCCCAACACGCAAGCUGAACUAUUGAUGAUUUCCGAAGAGCCCUUUGAGGUAUCUUCCAAUAUUACCGUCGAAAAUAGAAAAUUAGUCGGAGAGAGUAACACAGUACUGUUCAUUGGUGCUAAUCUCCUUGGUAGACCUGAGGUCCUACAACAAGCAUUCAGCACCCUACGUGGCAAGGCCUUCAUAAUAAGUCGUGAAACAGAACAUCCUGACUUAAAGAUAGUCACUGACAGAUACGACAUCGUCACUGUUUACAACACGGGCUUUGAAUACUUGGUGCUCUUAAGAAACCGAGUAGGAACAAGACCAGCCAAGUUCAUAAGAAUUUUAGCUGCUGAUGAUACUUUCUCGUGGGUAGAAAAAGUCAAGGAAGAACUCAACGGAAGCCAGAAAGUGGUACUUUACGCACAAGAUGAACAUAUCAACGGUCUCUUAGGAUUAGUGAACUGUUUGCGGGCGGAACCUGGUGGUGAGAUCGUGUAUGGUCUCCUCAUUUCUGACCCAUCAGCUCCUCCGUUCAACCCUGACGAAGAGUUUUACGAAGAACAGAUGAAAAAGGAUUUGGCUAUUAACGUAUACAAGGAUGGUCAAUGGGGCACUUACCGACAUCUUCUCUUAGAUGACUUAGAGACAAUUCCUGUUAACCAUGCCUAUGUCAAUGCUCUUACCAUCGGAGAUCUUUCCUCACUAAAAUGGGUCGAAGGAACUAUCAGGGACAACCAUAUAUUUAAGGACAAAGAAAAACUGUUAAUUCACGUAUACUGCGCCGCUUUAAACUUCCGUGACGUCAUGACAGCCAUUGGUCGUGUCACAGUAGAUGCUAUCGAUCGCGGUCGUCUCGCGCAGGAGUGCGUGAAAGGCAUUGAAGUUGUCGGCAAGACCAUCAAUGGUACUCGUGUCAUGGGUAUGGUUCGUAACCGAGGUAUAGCAAACUUGGUCGAGGGAGACCGGCAGAGCCUGUGCCCCAUUCCAGACGAGUGGACCUUCGAGGAAGCCGCUACUGUACCUGUAGCUUAUGGAACUGUGUAUUAUGCUAUGGUCAUGUUCGGUGAGAUGCAGCGCGGCGAGUCUAUUCUCAUCCACGCUGGUUCUGGAGGAGUAGGUCAGGCCGCCAUCAAUGUAGCGCUCCAUUAUGGCUGUGAAGUUUUCACCACCGUCGGUACCGCGGAGAAGAGAGCUUUCAUCAAGAAGCUGUUCCCACAACUUAAAGAUAGUCACAUCGGGAAUUCUCGUGAUACGUCCUUCGAAGACAUGAUCAGACGCGAGACCAACGGUAAGGGUGUCGACAUGGUGCUCAACUCCUUGUCUGAUGAUAAACUACAGGCAUCAGUCCGUUGCCUGGCGUUCAGAGGUCGCUUCCUUGAAAUCGGUAAGUUUGACAUCAGUAACAACACUGCCAUCGCUAUGUACUUCUCAUCAAAGGAAAUCACCUUCCACGGUGUCAUGUUGAACUACAUCUUCAAUCAGGACGCCAUCGUCAGGAAGCGUUUGCAAGAUCUGCUUCUAAACGGCAUUGAAGACGGUGCCGUCAAACCUUUGACUUACUGCACGUUUAAGGCCAAUGAAGUGGAAAAUGCCUUCCGCUACAUGGCUGCUGGCAAACACAUCGGAAAGGUGAUCGUUAAGAUCCGUGAGGAAGAGCGCAAUACACAUCCCGUUAGAUCAAUACCGAUACCUAUUGAUGCUGUACCGAGGUACAUUUGUCAUGAAGACCGUGUUUACGUGGUGGUGGGUGGUCUAGGAGGCUUCGGAUUGGAGCUGGCUGACUGGCUCAUCAUACGAGGUGCAAGGAAAAUUUUGCUCAACUCUCGCAGAGGUAUCAGCAACGGAUACCAGUCAUCUCGAUUGAGGGCUUGGGAAUCCUACGGUGCCGAUGUCCAGAUUUCAACACAUGACGUCACCACUGAGUCUGGAUGUGAGGGAAUGCUCAAGAUGGCGCUGAACAUGGGGCCCGUUCAUGCUAUUUUCAACUUGGCUGUCGUUUUGAAGGAUUCCAUCUUCGAAAACCAGACUCCUGAAAGCUUCAAAACAUCUUUCGCACCAAAGGGGCUUGCUACUAUGCACUUGGACAAAUUAUCGAGAAUGUUGUGUCCAGACUUAAAGGAUUUUGUGAUCUUCUCAUCUAUAUCCUGUGGUCGUGGUAAUGCUGGCCAAGCCAACUACGGCUACUCCAACUCUGUGAUGGAAAGGAUCUGUGAAGGGAGGAAGAAGUAUGGCCUCCCAGCUCUAGCUGUACAAUGGGGAGCUAUUGCAGAUGUGGGUUUGAUAGCCGACUUACAGGAGGAAGAUGUCCAACUUGAGAUCGGAGGAACCCUGCAGCAAAGGAUAUCUUCCUGUCUGACCGCUCUCGAUAAGUUCAUGAAGCAGGAUGCUCCCAUUGUGUCAUCAAUUGUGGUGGCUGAGAAGAAGACUGGGGCCGAAGGAUGUGCCAAUGCAGUAGAAGCAGUAGCACAAAUUUUGGGUAUUAAAGAUUUGAAGACGGUAUCGCAACAAAGUUCUCUGGCUGAGUUGGGUAUGGACAGUAUGAUGGCUUUGGAGAUUAAUCAAACACUGGAAAGAGAAUUUGAGAUUUUCCUCACGGCACAAGAUAUUAGAACCUUGACAUUCGCGAAACUGGCAGAAUUAACAGCACAACAUGAAGCUUCAUCCUCUGCAUCAACAUAUAACUCCACUAACGUGCAAGGCGUCGGUCUUCGUGUGCUGAUGAGGAACUUUGGAGAUGAGAAAACAGCUUCAGAACCUUGCAUCUACAUGCCUUCCAUAGUUAGCGACGAGAUGGAGGACCAAGGAGUUACCCCUGCAAGAGACCGGGUGAUGUUCAUGCUGCCAGGGCUAGAGGGUUUCGCAGCGACGCUGGAGCAGCUAUGUAAAAGAUUAGAGAUCAAGGUCUGCGUGCUGCAGCUCGGUGUGGAACACAAGAACGAGAACAUGGACCAGAUGGUGAUCAGGUUAUACCAAACGAUGAUAUCACAACUAGCACCUGGUGCUCCAUUUUGGCUCCUCGGAUACAGUUAUGGUACUCUCCUCACUUUGGAGCUGGCUUCGAGGCUGGAGAAAGCAGGUUUCAAUGGAACUGUAUUCUGCCUGGACGGUGCCCCUGAUUUCCUCUACGCAAUUAUUUCUAAGACCAUGAAUAUUAAAAAUGACUUCCAACUGCAGAACAGCUUGCUGUGUCACACUUUAAGUAUUCUUGCUCCUAACCUUGACGUUGCUAACGAGUUUAUGGACAAACUCAACAAGAUCGAGUCUUAUGAAGAAAGAAUUGCUUUGACAGUCGAAAUGUCUCCAAUACAGAACAAUUAUUCCAACAAGUUCUUUGCAAACAUUGCUCGAGCUUCCUUCGACAGGCUGAAGACUAUCCUUGACUUUGAUCCGAAGGCUUUCAGGAAGCUACAGUCUCCAAUCGUCCUUCUUCGUCCCAAAGAGAACCCGUCCUUCGUAGCUGUAGAAGAGAACUAUGGACUCGACAAGUACACAGAGAACAAUGUCACCGUACACUUCCUGGAGGGUAACCAUGUCUCUAUCAUUGAGAACAAGGACUGUGCUAACAUCAUCAAUAGAGUUUUGGCUGAUAAUAACGAAAAGUAAUGCAAUCAAUAAGUAACCAGGAUUGUAUGAAAGCAGAAAUUCAAGCACAAAUAUGAUAAAUCGGUAAAAAUUACAUUGUCAGUACAAAUAUUGUUAUUGCAUCUGAUAUCCUUAUCGUCAGUGGAAAGGGAAAAACACUAAAGCGCCAAAACGCUAUUUGUGGCAAAAGAGGACCAAAGUUGAAAUUUUGCGAAAAAAAAUCAUAUCUUUUUGGGUAUUAAUGUUAAACUGUUCCUUUAAAAGGUCAUCGUGUUCCUAUUUCGUUUCGUACAUUAUAUUUGAUGAAAAUAUCAGGUUUAAAGCUUAUUUAGAUAACAAAAUAGUGAUAUUUUCUAAAGCGACCGAGAAUUUCUAAAGAGACCGAGAAUCGAGAUCUAAAAUAGCAAAAAAAUACUUAUGUUGUGAAUUUCAAAACACUUUGCCAGUGAAAAAAUACUUAUGCGACAUUUGUUGCUUCACUGAAAAUACGUCGCUUUAGUAGCUACGUGGGCUGUGAUUUAUGAAAAACUUCUAAUUACUUAAGCGCCAAAAAAAUAGACCGGUUGACACGAUACCUACACAGAUUAGCGCAGAAAAAAAUAUCUAUUCAGCAAUGUAUAAAACUCAUUUUGGCCCAUGUGGCGUUUUAUCAUUUUUCCCUUUCCACUGACGUUAUUAUAUUUCAAUAAGGUAGAUAUAAAUAAC
Messenger RNA from Spodoptera litura, 7650 nucleotides. Its product is annotated as fatty acid synthase-like. The record is from RefSeq and is a predicted model, not a curated record. Gene Ontology annotation, biological process: fatty acid biosynthetic process. Lineage: Eukaryota; Metazoa; Arthropoda; Insecta; Lepidoptera; Noctuidae. Gene Ontology annotation, molecular function: phosphopantetheine binding; oxidoreductase activity; fatty acid synthase activity.